Messenger RNA from Arctia plantaginis, 3261 nucleotides. Lineage: Eukaryota; Metazoa; Arthropoda; Insecta; Lepidoptera; Erebidae. The record is from the annotation of a GenBank genome assembly.
AUGUCUCUGGAACCACUGGAAUUAUUACCUUUUGAAAAGUGGUGUGAAUUACAGACUAUGUUCAAAGCAGAUUGGCCCCGAGGUAUCUCUGGUUACACGGUUUUGGAAACUCAGAGAGUAUUAAUCGAAAAAGGUUGUGAUUACGGUUUUAAAGUUUAUUGCCCUUUCGGUGACCUAAGGAAUGGAAUGGUCGCCGUUAAUGUAAAGGAUACCUUUCAUGAACUCAUAGUGUUAUGCCCUCAAGAUGACACCGAGAAACUCGAAGACGCUCUAAGACGAACCAAAAUAGUAAACUUACAUGACUAUGACGUUAUUCCAUUUGCUCCUCACCACGUGAGACAGUGUAUUCAGAGAGUUUUAGAAGAGCAUGUUAAAUUGAAACUAAUAUCAUCAGACGCAUUUAUAUAUGAUAAACCGGCAACAUUUACAGGGACCGAAGUGCCUGAGGGAAUUUCCUUUGGUAUCCUGACAUCAGAACACGUGGACUUAGUUGAUUCGAAGUGGCCAUAUCGUUACAAUUCUUCGCGUUGGUACUUUCAGUUGAUGAUUAAUGUGAAAUUUGGUUAUGGUCUGUUCGAAGGCGGCAAACUUAUCGCCUGGGUUUUACUCAAUGAAUCAGGUGCCUUACUGAACUUGUACACUCUAGAAAGUCAUCGAAAAAAGGGUUAUGCAGAACUUAUAGUGAAAUUGCGUCUGCCUGUCGAGUCUAGUCUAAUAAUGUCUCAGGAGCCGCUGGAGUUAUUACCUUUUGAAAAGUGGAGUGAAUUACAAAGUUUGUUCAAAGCAGAUUGGCCCCGAGGUGUCUCUGGUUACACGGUUUUAGAAACUCAGAGAGUAUUAAUCGAAAAAGGUUUUGAUUACGGCUUUAAAGUUUAUUGCCCUUUCGGUGACGUAAGGAACGGAAUGGUCGCCGUUAAUGUAAAGGAAACACUAUACGAGAUAAUAAUACAAUGCCCUCAAGAUGAUACUGAAAAACUCGAAGACGCUUUAAGGAGAACCAAAAUAGUAAACUGGCAGAAAUAUGUAAUUUGUCCAUUUGCUCCUUAUCACGUAAUACAUUGUAUUCAGGAGGCGUUAGGAGAGUCUGUUAAAUUAGAAACUCUGCCAGCAGACACUUUUAUUUAUGAUACACCAAUAACAUUAACAGGGACCGAACUUCCCGAGGGAAUUUCCUUUGGCUUUCUAACCGCAGAACACCUGGACUUAGUUGACUCAACGUGGCCAUAUUCUUACAAAUCCUCGCGUUGGUACUUCCAGUUGCUAAUUAAUUUAAAAUCUGGUUAUGGUUUGUUCGAAGGCGACAAACUUAUCGCCUGGGUUUUAAUCAAUGAAUCGGGUGUUUUACUGCACUUGUACACUGUAGAAAGUCAUCGGAAGAAAGGUUAUGCAGAACUUAUAUUGAAGUUGUUGAUUAAUAUGAAAUCUGGUUAUGGUUUGAUCGAAGGCAAUAAACUUAUCAUCUGGGUUUUAAUCAAUGAAGCGGGUGUUUUACUGCCCUUGUACACUGUAGAAAGUUAUCGGAAGAAAGGUUAUGCAGAACUUAUAUUGAAGUUGGUCAGUAAUAUAUUAGUUAAAGUGAGGAAACCUGUGAUAGCAUACUGUGUUAAAGAUCCAAUGCAACAUUUACCUUUGGAGAAAUGGAAUGAACUUCAGAACGCCUUUAAAGCAGACUGGCCCAGAGGUAUCAAUGGAUACGCGGCAUUAGAAAUACAGCGACAGUGGGCGGAAAAAGGCAUUGACUACGACUUAAAAGUUUAUUGCCCUUUCGGUGACGUCUGGAAUGGAAUGGUAGCUGUUAAUAUAAAGGAUUCCUUUUACGAAAUAAUAAUCCAAUGUCCGAAGGAUGACACAGAAAAGCUCGCAGAGGCGUUGAAAAAAACAGAAAUUAUUGACUGGAAUAGACAAAUUGUGGUACCGUAUGCUCCUCGGAACGUGAUUGAAUGUCUUAGGAAUACCGUUCGUGACUUGGACGUGGAUCUUUCUGUACACAGGUUCUUGGAAUGUUUUAUACUCGAAGAUGCUACAUUUGAAGAUGUGAUUCUCCCCCAAGGCAUUACCUUCGGCCCUGUAACAUUGGAGCACCUUGACUUGGUAAAUUCAACUUGGCCAAAUCGUUACGCAACUUCUUCAUGGCAUUUUCGACUACUCAUCAACACUAAUUCGGGAUUUGGUCUUUACCUUAAUAAUGCUUUAAUAUCUUGGGUUUUUAUUAAAGAAACUGGCCCAUUACAACAUCUGUACACUGUAGAAGAACAUAGAAAAAAAGGAUAUGGUGAACUGUUGUUAAAAUUGGCAAGUAAGAUCUGGUUGAAGGAAGGGAAACCAGUGUUUGCGUUUUGUUUUAAAGAUAAUGUCAGCGCUUGUAAGGUGUACAGAAAGGUCGGUUUUCUUCCGGGAGAACAGAUUGCUUGGUGCUACCUGAAUAAAAAAGAACAAGAUUCCUUGCAACGUCUACCUAUUGAGAAGUGGAGUGAACUUCAGGCGGCCUUCAAGGCAGACUGGCCUCGAGGUAUUUCUGGAUUUGCGGCUCUUGAGGUGCAAAAACGAUGGGCAGAACAAGGCUUCGAUUAUGACUUCAGAGUUUAUUGCCCUUUUGGUGAUGUUUUGAAUGGAAUGGUGGCUGUUAACGAGAAGGGUACUUUUUAUGAAAUAAUAAUACAAUGUCCAAACGACGACACAACAAAACUAGAAGAAGCUCUGAAAACGACAAAAGUAAUUGAUUGGGAAAGAGAAGUUAUAGUACCAUAUGCUCCUCAGAACGUAGUCAACUGUCUUCGCAAUAUAGCCCAAGAGAUUGGAGUAGAGGAAGCGGAACACGAUCCGUUAGAAACAUUUAUACUUGAAGAAGCGACAUUUGAAGAUGUAAGCUUACCGCCAAAUAUAACCUUUGGCCCUAUUACAUUGGAGCAUCUCGUCUUAGUGGACUCAACGUGGCCUCAUCGCUAUGCAAAUUCAUCAUGGUACUUCAAACUACUAAUUGACACCAAUUCUGGAUACGGUUUGUUUCACAAAAAUGAGCUUAUUACUUGGGUAUUCAUCAAAGAAACUGGUGCAUUACAACAUCUUUUUACGGUAGAAGAACAUAGAAAGAAGGGCUAUGCUGAAAUAUUGUUAAAGCUGGCAAGUAAGAUCUGGUUGAAACAGGGAAAACCGGUAUUUGCAUUUUGUUAUAAACAUAAUGUUAAUGCUUGUAAAGUUUAUAGAAAACUUGGUUUUGUGCAAACCGAACCAAUUGCUUGGUGUCACCUAAAUAAAAAAUAA